AUGGGCCGAACCAUCCGAGCUCCCUCCCGGCAGCGGACCGCGGGCGGGGAAGGCACGGGGGGUGGUUGGGCCCUACUUCCUGCCGGUGCUGCAGCCGCUUCCGGGCUCCUCUCCUGGGGGAGUGAGGCGCGGGCAAAGAGCGAUCCCGACACCCCUUCUCGCUCGCUCGCCCGGCUUCGGCCGCCUCCCCGAGUCUCUGCGAAGCGGCAUCAGCUUCCCCGGGGAGCGGCCGGGGGAGGCGCCGGGUUCAUGUUCCGGGUCGCUGAGCCCGACCCGACCCGAGCUCAGGCGGCGAGAAAGAGCUGGCAUUUCAGUAGGACUAUGGAGGAACUAGUUCAUGAUCUGGUCUCAGCACUGGAAGAAAGUUCAGAGCAAGCCAGAGGAGGUUUUGCUGAUACUGGAGAUCACUCUCGCAGCGUGUCUUGUCUUCUAAAACGCCAGGCAAGAAAAAGGAGAGGACGAAAAAGACGUUCAUUUACUACUCAUCAUCCUUGGGAGACUAGUCACUGUUUAAGUGAAGGUUCUGAUUCCAGUCUAGAAGAACCAAGCAAGGACUAUAGAGAGAAUCAUACUACUAAUAAGAAAGACCACAGUGACUCUGAUGAUCAGUUGUUGGUUGCUAAACGCAGGCCUUCUUCAAAUUUAAAUAACAUUAGAGGCAAAAGACCUCUGUGGCAUGAGUCUGAUUUGGCUCUUGACAAUUUAGGAAACAGGACCCUGCGUAGGAGAAGAAAGGUGAAACGCAUGGCAAUAGACCCACCAUCAGACGUCACAAAUACACUAACAUUGACCCAACAACAGGAUAACAGCAGAGAUCAAGAAAUGGAUAAUGAUAAUAGAUCUUACCAACAUCAAGAAUUUGCCAAGAGCAAAGUGAAAAAAAGAAAACUAGCUACAAGUAGGCAAGGACCAGAAAUCUUGGAUGAAGGAGUGGUUAUAGAGAGUGAAGAAGCGAACCAGGCAAAUAAGGACAAAAUGGAGUAUGAGGAGCAAAAGGGUUCAGAUGAGAACAUGAGUGACAGUGAAUCCAGCAGCCUGAGUAGCAGUGAUGCUGGUUUGUUUACCAAUGAUGAGGGAAGACAAGGUGAUGAUGAGCAGAGUGACUGGUUUCAUGAAAAUGAAUCUGGCGGUGCGUGUGGAAUCACUGGGGUCGGUCACUGGUGGGAACAGGACUCAGAGUUGGAGAAAGAAUUGCCUGAUCCAGUCUUUGAAAGUAUCUUAACUGGUGCUUUCCCUCUUAUGUCCCAUUCAGGGAAGAGAGGUUUCCAGAGUAGAUUUAGUCAUCUUCAUGGAAUGCCAGCAAGGAACAUCAAAAAGGUUUCAGGAAACCCAGCUGCAUUGAUUACCACUGCAGGCCCAGGCAACAAGAAAAUGGUUCACUUGUCCCAAGAUUCUCAUCACAAUGACCACUGGUUUAGCCCUGGGGCUAGGAAGGAACAUAGCCAGGUAAAAGGGUCAGACGGGUAUAAAGGGACUGUUAAAUUCCACCAGCUUCAACUCCUGCGGGAUAACCGAUCUGAGAGAGGACACAAGAAAAAUAUUUCAGUAAAAACAGCUAGCAGACAAACAAGUGUGCAUUUAGGAUCAUUGUGCAUGGGAGACAUCAAACGGAGAAGAAAAGCUGCACCCCUGCCAGGACCCACAGGGUUUGUAGGUGAAAACGCCCAACCAAUCCCAGAAAACAACAUUGGAAACAGAAUGCUUCAAAGUAUGGGCUGGACUCCUGGCACAGGCCUGGGACCCGAUGGCAAAGGGAUGUCAGAACCAGUCAGAGCCAUCCAGAGACCAAAGGGACUUGGACUUGGAUUUAGCUGACAGAGAAGCACCCCAGCUGCUGUACAGAAAUCAGGAAGACUAAUCUUAAUUUAAAGGGGGAAAAAGUUAAAGUCUUAUAUUGUAUUUUGUCAUCAGCAAAUCCAGUUGUUGUUCACUUACGGAGUUCUGAAGCCUAAAUGUUUCAUCUUGACUACUCUGGCUUUCAGGAUGCAAGGUAGUCACAGUGGCAAAAGAGGUGUUUGAAUCCUAACUCUGUAAUGGUGCUAAAAUGUAAAAACAAUUGUACUUUUUAAUUUUCUGUGAUCUUAAAACAAAGUUUGUUAGGUAUAUGAUUCAAAAUUCAAUGCGUUUAUUUUUCCUGAAAAGCUUCUCUCACGCAGCAUAUUUCAGCACUUGGGCAAACAUUUUUUGGCACCAUUUUCUCAUCUGAAGUGGUCUGAGAGGAUUUGUUAUCAAGGAAAAUUAAACCUUAGAAAGCUGCUAUGUUGGUUCAUUUUUCCUUCCUUUACAGGCAAAAAUUUCCAAACUAGAUAUUUCUAGAAGUUGGCCAUAGAUGAGGAUAGGUUAACAUGAUCUCUGCUUUUCCAUGGCGACAUACAUUAGGUGCCCCCAAAUGGCGACAUGGUAUGCAAUUUUGCAUAAGGCGAGUAUAACUGAUGGUAGCUUUGUCAUCAUAGGAAUGUAACCCCAUUAUCUUGUAAAGCAAGAUAAUGGGGAGGGAUAGCUCAGUGGUUUGAGCAUUGGCCUACUAAACCCAGGGUUGUGAGUUCAAUCCUUCAGGGGGCCACUUAGGGAUCUGGGGCAAAAAUUGGUCCUGCUAGUGAAGGCAGAGGGCUGGACUCAAGGUCCCUUCCAGUUCUAGGAGAUUGGUAUAUCUCCAAUUAUUACCUUUUUUUUAUCAUGCUUACCAGUGUGAAAGCCCUAAUUCUAACGCUUUUAUAAUUGUUUUUACAUCUUGUAAGAUAUUUUUAAGUAAAUAUCUUUAAAACUUUUAGUGUUCACCCUCAGCUUGGAAUUCUGGUUAUUUUUUAUACUAGUGUUCCCUUGACUCUCCACCUCAAAAAUGAGUGUUUUUUAAAUGUGACCCUUGCAAUGGUUCUUAAACUUUGGGUUUUGGUAUAUUUUGAAUUGACUGGUAGGUUACACGAAGGGGUGGCUAACAGUCAAUGUUUUUUGUGGUCAUGAUAUUGGUAUCCUACCACAAACUUAGAAGCAUAAUGGAAGAAGCAGAGAAAAGACAAAGUGAAGCAGGUAAGAAGAGAGGGAAAUACUCUGGUAGCAUCUCUAAAAUCUUGAGUGAGCAAUUUAAAGUCAAGGGGGGAUCAUUAAGCAUUUUAAUCAGCAUUUUAAUCCAAUAUCAGUAUCGAUAAUUUCAUCAAACACCAGCCAAUCAAGCUGCCAGGAUGCUGGUGGCGUAAAGCAAAUUUCACAUUAGGGAGGUAUAAUACAAUUGAAGAGGAGCCAUCAUUCAAAUUGACUAAAGCUGAAAACUUGGCCCCAUUGAAGUCAAGUGUCAACAUUUCCACUGACUUCAGUGGGGCCAAGAUCUUAUUCUAAAUUGAUCAGGAAGAAGGCUAUUUUUCCCCUCACAACCUCAUCCAUUUUCCAGCAAACACAGUACUAGGAAAGUAGCUACAAGAGCAAGCAACAAAUUAAUUGAAAAGCAGUGUUCUCACUUUUUUUUUUUUUUUUUUUUGAGAAAGCAACAUUUUUUGGGCUUCAGUAUUUAAUCAGCAAGAGUAUUUGUUUCUAUGGAACUUUCUAGGCCACACUGUAGUGUGGCUUUUCCAUUUCAGACUUGUACUGUACAGCUAAGCUCAUUAAACAGAUUCUAUGACCAAAGAAUUUUGUGGCCGUGUAAUUGUGAAAAUCCAAGAAUUUUGAAUUCUGCAACUAACAGUGGAUUCCACAUGUAUAACUGCCGUUUAAUAUACACACAUGGCAGUUAUAUAUAUGUACAGAUAGCUAGCUAUAUUUUAACUGAUGUGGAAUUCUCCUACACGCUUGAUACUGCAAAGGGCUAUGAAGUGCUGUUGAAUUCCAAAGACGUGUUUGUGAGUAUUAUAUGGAGCAGUCAAUAACUUCUUGAACUUGUAGACUACUUGUGAAUUAAUAAGUAGUCACAUGGCAAUGUUAAGUAAAAGCUGUAGGCUCCUAUUAUUGUUCUGUAUUAAUGAACAUUUAAAGAACUUCCUCCCCCCUAUUAUAAUUCCAUCAUGACUGAUUACGAAGCCUGUGUAUUAUCAUUUGGUAAUUGUAACUGUGGCACAAAUAACAUUGUUUCUAGUAUUUCCAGGCAAUAUACAGUAGCUGCAGAAAUUCAAGAAAUAUCAGUCUGCAGCUUCAAGAGUAUUUGAAAAUAUUUGGUGUAUUGGUGGAGAAUUUAAAAAGAAAAAACUGCAUGGACAAAUAUUAGGAUAAAAGCUUGCUAGUUCAAACUCUGCUCCCCAUUUGCCCCAUGUGCAUCGGUGCAGUCGACCUGGUAAACUCCCUUAGUGGAGGAAUUACUUAGCUUGAUGAAGAUGUAAAGAAUCAGAGCUAAAGUAUGAAAACAUGUUGGUUUCUAAUUUUAAAUCAAUCAGUCUGUUCAAAAGAAAUUAUUAGAUAUCAAGGAUAUUCAAACUGAUUUUAUUUAGAUAUAAAUAUAUCUUGUUUGUUUUGCAACUGGAAUUUCCUACAAAUGCCAGAGCUGACUGGGCGCCAGGUAGAGGGAAAUGAUUUGUUAAAAUAUAAUGUAGUGAUAUUUUUCUUGAUAUUUCUGUACAAUUCUCUCCCUACCUCGUGCCUCCAUUUUCAAUUCUGUUUUCCUAGGCCUCUUUACAGUGCUAACGGUUACUCUAACAAUGUGUAGGUUAGAGCUAGUGUGUUCUUUAAAAAGGCCACUUUUUGAAGACACGUGGCUUUGGGAUUGCGAUAAAACAUGCCACUAUUUCAAAAUAUGUCUUAAAAUUUGCUUGUUGGGUUUUUCCAUUACUAGCUUAUAACAAUACCUACUACAGUGAUGCCUCAGAUUAUUUUAAAAAUACAUACACAAGUAUUUUGAUACACCAUCUGCUACUAGAUAUAACAUUGAAAUUAAUUUUCCUUUUCACAUAUUAAUAGAUGUUGGACACUCUCAUAUCUUUCCAUUUAGCUGCUCGAUUAAUUAGUAGCCCAAAUUUUUCUGCCUACAUUGAAGGUCUAAUAAAAGAAACACAUACAUUUAAAGUAAUGUACAUUGAGUUUUGAGUCAUUUGUCAGUAUACCUCAAUGUUUUGUGAAUUGGGCCAUUAACCUUUACUAAAACAGAUGAGCAACUGCUGGCAGCAUCUUUCUUUUAAAUAAAUAUUUGUUGAAGUAGGAAAAGCAUUGUUAACAUGCUAAUAUGUGACAACUUUGUCCCUGAAUUUUGGCUUUUCUGUAUUUAAUGUCUGUAAUGGGCCAGUUGAAUUGACAGCAAAUGGCUAAACAAUCUGUAUAGAAUACAUUGCUUUAACACAAGGAAGAUAUAAUAAAAUAAAACAGAGACUUCAUUCUUCAUGUUCUUUUUGUAUGUUGUGUACUGCUUUUUUGACAGCAGUGUAAUUGCUAAGGUGAGUGGAAGAAUGACAUCUUUCUGUAACACGGAGUUAAGGCUGCUAAUAUCUUUAACCAAUAAAUGUUAU
Mauremys mutica (yellowpond turtle) is the source of this 5420-nucleotide messenger RNA. It is a transcript of the gene GPATCH2, whose product is annotated as G-patch domain containing 2. The transcript is spliced from 11 exons. NCBI's taxonomy places the organism in Eukaryota, Metazoa, Chordata, Testudines, Geoemydidae. Gene Ontology annotation, molecular function: nucleic acid binding. Bases 1 to 1815 code for a protein of 604 amino acids. The record is from RefSeq and is a predicted model, not a curated record.